Molecule: messenger RNA, 1443 nt
Organism: Cotesia congregata
Lineage: Eukaryota; Metazoa; Arthropoda; Insecta; Hymenoptera; Braconidae
Source: the annotation of a GenBank genome assembly
AUGGCGACAAGCAGCUCUGACGGUUCUUAUACGGCCCCAGCUGAUUUCCAAUUAUCAUCCGAACUAGAAGACGUAUCUAGCCGUCUAAGUGUUAAUUUAUUAAAGUGUCCAUUGUGCCAUUACAGUAGACGAAUAUUUUACUGUAGGCAGUGUGUUCAAAAUGGUGACUUUGUACAUUCAACUUCUGUUUACUCUGAACGGUUUGCGGAUAAACAGGUACGGUUGCUACGGCUGAAAGCUGCUAGAGCUCUAUUAGAGGACAAGUGGACCAAAAUAUUUGAAAAGCAUCGUCAGAAAGAUAAACUGGCAUGUGAUAUUAAUACAUGCAAGGAACGAGUGAGAUUACUGCAGAGUCUGAUACAUGAAACAAAGCAAAGUAUAAACAAAGGAAAUGAACGGUUAAACAUCUUGAAAGACGCAAACUCUCAAAUAGUCCAGAGAUUACCCAGACACGAGCACCGAGUUGAAAGAGUCCAUGAAUUUAUCGAUGACCUGAAGACUAAGCAGGAUAAACAGAGGGGAAAUGUUGAUAGGAAGCGUAAAAGAUUAAAGAAAGUUAUAAGAACAGCAGCUAGACAAUUGGUUCAAUAUAUUUUUCCACUGUGUCAGGUUGAACCCGAGCGGAGUUUUUGUAAUAGCGACGAGGAGAAUCCCAAUGCUGAUGUUGUAACAUGCGCAUUAGCUGAUGCAUCAGGUACUUCGUAUGUAAGAGGACGGUGGAUUAGCGACUCUGAAAAUAGUUUGGAGAUGCACCAUCGUAUUGUCGCUCCAACUCUCCCAGGUUCUGGUGACUAUAGUGCUUACUCACUUUGGGUUGCAGCGAGCAAAGAUGGAACACCAGGAGCUAAUAAAGAAAACACAAUGAACAAUCCUGCGUAUAAUAUUAGCGCCGCUCUUACGUAUGCUACGCAGCUAGUCAACGUACUUGCUUACUACAUAAAUGUCCGAUUACCAUACAAACUUAUAUAUGGAGAAUUUUGCGGUAAUGAAAUGUCAGACCAAAAAUUUGCUCGAAAAGUUGCUAGAUUAAAUAGCAAUAUUCUACAUUUAUGCUUCACUCAAAAUACAAAUGUCACGGUAUUACAUCCUAUGCAUACUCUGCAGAAUCUUAUGCACUUGCUCAAUACUGAAAUAAGUGAUCUUGGCAGGAUUGGCCCAAUGGAAGUAGAUCCAAGUAUAGUGGAAAAAUUACACAAUCAAUUGACUUCUGAUCUGGAGAACAGUGACGACUCUGGCUCAGACGAAGAGGAGGAUGCUUUUAAUUGGGAGUGGGAGGCUGUUCCAAAUGUUGCAUGUCCGGAAAUGCAAGUUCCUCAUCCAGGUACGAUGGCUAGCCAACAGUCAUCUAGUAUACAUGUUAAUCAGAGCGUUGCUGGGGGCUUGGUGACAAGUGCAGCUGCUAGUAUCGCAUCUAUUUGGCGAGGAUGGACUACCAAUAGAUAG